AUGUUUCGUAACACUUCUGCGGAUCACUUGAAUCUGUUUAGCAAUAGAGCCAAUCAGUCGAAGAAGAAACGCAAGUCGAGGACAGCCUUCACUAAUCACCAGAUCUUUGAAUUAGAGAAACGAUUUUUGUAUCAAAAGUAUUUAUCGCCGGCCGAUAGGGACGAAAUCGCACAGACAUUAGGCCUCACUAAUGCCCAAGUGAUCACCUGGUUUCAGAACCGAAGGGCGAAACUGAAGAGAGAUAUGGAGGAGUUGAAGAAGGAUGUGGACGCCGCUAAACUCAUACCUGUCCACAAAAGCCUACUUGAGAUCCAAGACCUGAGUCUAAUGAAGAAAGCAGAUUUGGCUGCAGUCCUACACCAACACCAACAACACAAUAAGUCUCUCAACUAAAUAUAGUACUAUUUGUUUUGAAAUAUAAAUUGAAAUUUGUUUGAAUUAUUUGAGCAAAACCUGAUAUAAUAGUAUGAAAAGUGACAAAACAAACCAUUUUCACUGCAAUAUCACUAAACGUUCCUAAUUUAUAUUGUUAUAUAC
Messenger RNA from Oppiella nova, 537 nucleotides. The record is from the annotation of a GenBank genome assembly. NCBI's taxonomy places the organism in Eukaryota, Metazoa, Arthropoda, Arachnida, Sarcoptiformes, Oppiidae.